AUGGAGAUUAUUAACUCACGACCGAGAAGCAAACUAGAAAAGUUAGACUAUGUAAAAAGAAUAAAGGAAGGAACAGCUAUAAUAAACACUAUACAAGCUCAAAAUCAAGCCAUUUUAAAUAGGGAAGUUGAUGAUGAAAUAGAUUUAUUUUUUAAAAGUAUAGCGAUAUCGGUGAAGAAACUACCAGCUGGAGGUAAAACAGAAGGUAAGUUACAAAUCCUAUCAUUAGUAUCAAAACUGGAACAUCAAUAUUUAGAGCCGACUGCGCAACCCGCUCAAGUUUUGUUUCAAAUACCCUCUCAGCAAAGUCAUAACCUUAUGUCACUUUCUAGUUCACCAUCGCCAUGCCUUAGUUCUUCAUCAGGUACUUCACAAGGAUUUGAACCAUAUGAUAUGUCGACAGCGUACCAUUAUAAUUAUAAUAAUAACUAA
This is a messenger RNA of Macrosiphum euphorbiae (potato aphid), 432 nucleotides long. NCBI's taxonomy places the organism in Eukaryota, Metazoa, Arthropoda, Insecta, Hemiptera, Aphididae. The record is from the annotation of a GenBank genome assembly.